CCAACUCCACGCUAUCAGCCACGAGCUAUCUGCCAUGUGUGCUGCGCCACAUUUUCACAUCCGGAAAGUCUGCACAAACAUGCACAAAACGUCACCAAUGAACUAGAAUUAAGUCAACAAGAUGUCUAUCUUCAGCUGGUCCCUUCUCUGUGUGGUGACUGUCUCGACCUCAGCUUUUAUCAUGCCGAGACAGAACAAGACGAAUCCCAACACCCAGCCCACACAUCACCUUGAUCCGAACCAUAUGGAUCAGGUUGCCGUGGACAGCAAACACGCCAGAAGGAUUUUCGAGGAACUUGCAAGGGGAAAUAACUCCAUCGAUAUGGAUGACUUAAAGAGAUUCUUGAAUAGUUCCGACAUUAACGGUGACGGUCAGGUGACAAGUGACGAGUUUCUCUUAACGUGGUACCAAAAUGACAUUGGUUCUCUUGUCAACGCAGUCCCCUUCUUCUUCAAGAUCGACGUCAACAAGGACGACAGGAUCACCGCUGACGGCGAUCUCAAGUAUAUAUUCGAUAUGUUUGAUAGAAACGGCGACGGUGUCGUAGACGAGGCAGAGUUUGUCGUCCAGUGGGUAAAGUUGACCUCUCUGUGACGACGCGGAUAAUACACGAAGCGCACAUGUACCAACAAUAAACAUUUCGUGCAUAA
Messenger RNA from Haliotis rufescens (red abalone), 651 nucleotides. RefSeq names its product calmodulin-like protein 5. The transcript has 5 exons. Lineage: Eukaryota; Metazoa; Mollusca; Gastropoda; Lepetellida; Haliotidae. Bases 122 to 595 code for a protein of 157 amino acids. The record is from RefSeq and is a predicted model, not a curated record. Gene Ontology annotation, molecular function: calcium ion binding.